This is a messenger RNA of Sipha flava (yellow sugarcane aphid), 362 nucleotides long. Its product is annotated as zinc finger MYM-type protein 1-like. The record is from RefSeq and is a predicted model, not a curated record. Gene Ontology annotation, molecular function: protein dimerization activity. Lineage: Eukaryota; Metazoa; Arthropoda; Insecta; Hemiptera; Aphididae. The coding region runs from base 99 to 362 and encodes 87 amino acids. The transcript is spliced from 2 exons.
AGAAUAUAGAUUUACGUGGUCACAAUAAUGUAAUCGAAUAUUCAAAUGAAGAUGAACACGACUUAGAAACUACAAAAAAUCAAGAUUUUUACAACGAAAUGGGGCAGUCAUUUGGAAAAAUUAAAAAAGUCAUUGAACGAUUGUUAGUUAUACCUGUAAGUUCAGCACCGGCCGAAAGAAGUUUUUCAACAAUGAAAAGGAUAAAAACUUAUUUACGAACAUCUAUGUCUACUACACGUCUUCAUAAUUUAGCUCUAAUUUCUAUUGAGAGGGAGUUAAGUUUUGAAUUAAUUCAGGAUCUUACAAAGAUUGUUGACGAGUUUACUAAAUUGAAAAAUCGAAGAAUUCAAUUCACUAAAUAA